Messenger RNA from Ricinus communis (castor bean), 568 nucleotides. RefSeq names its product transcription elongation factor TFIIS. The record is from RefSeq and is a predicted model, not a curated record. The transcript has a single exon. Gene Ontology annotation, biological process: DNA-templated transcription. Gene Ontology annotation, molecular function: nucleic acid binding; zinc ion binding. Gene Ontology annotation, cellular component: nucleus. Lineage: Eukaryota; Viridiplantae; Streptophyta; Magnoliopsida; Malpighiales; Euphorbiaceae. The coding region runs from base 4 to 462 and encodes 152 amino acids.
UCCAUGGUGUUUAACGAAGCUAAGCAUGAUACGCUGAAGACGUGCGAUCCAAUUCAGAUUGCGGCUUCUCUUGAGUCUGCACUUUUUGUCAAAUGGGGAGUUUCUAAUACUAGAAGUCGCACCAAGUAUCGUUCCCUCUUGUUUAACAUUAAAGAUCCCAAGAACCCUGAUUUUCGGAGGAAGAUACUUGUUGGAGAAAUCAAGGCAGAGGAAGUAGCAGAGAUGGAUGCAGGACAGAUGGCGAGCGAUGAGAUGCAGCGUAAGAAUCAAGGGAUCCAAGCAAAAUCUUUAUGGAAAUGCAUUGUCGGACGCGAGCAGGAAGGCACAACGGAUCAGUUUAAAUGCGGGAAAUGCGGAGAAAAAAGGACCACCUACUAUCAAAUGCAAACCAGGAGCGCUGAUGAGCCUAUGACAACUUAUGUUACCUGCACAAUUUGCGAUAAUCACUGGAAGUUUUGUUAGGAAGGAGCAGUAUCUAUUCUUUAAAUGUAUUUUAUGAAUUAUACUAACUUUGUUCAAGUACUCUGAGAUUAGUAUAAACAAUAUUGAAUGGAUGCCAUUUUAAAAA